UUACCGGCAUAAAAAACCGGCAAAUGGUGAUCAGAAAUUCAUAUGGGACCUCGCCUGAAGAGAAAACUCAUUUUCUAUUUUCAUAUAAUUUCCCAAUCAGCUCAGCGGCCAGACACAACCCUCCCCGGACACCCCAAUAUGUUCCGCAUUUAAUUUCGAACUUCUUGCUUAAGGAGGGUUCUUUUUCUCGAUCUGGCCAUGCACAAAACCUUGAUCGAUGGAAUGUAGAUUGGUAAUUUUUUGUUCUUGCCUUUGUGCUUUGACGAGUUCAGCAGGGUCCAAUUCGUUGGGAGUUUUUCUCGUUUUUGUGUGCCACAUUUCAAGUUUAGCAGUGCAUUUCAUGAUUUUUUAUUAUUACAUAAUAAUGGCCGGGCUCUGCCGUUGAUGAACUCUACGUGUGGAUUACUUAGAAUUACAGAAGUGAUUAAUUCAGUUAUUUCUGAGUGGUGUGCAAUCAUAUAUGUAAUAUAUGUGAUUCUUGCUUCAAAGGCUUGAUAUUUGUCCCCUCUCCUAAGCAAGGAGGAUGCUUUUCAGGUUUUGGAGUCAUUUCUGUAAUGGUAAUGAAUGUUUUGAGUGGAUUUCAGUUUUCAUAUUCAAGAGCAAAUGCAUAUCAAAACAGUUGUUCUGUGUAUGGUUCCUGUACUUCUAUGUUUCGGUAUGGGGGCAACAAGCAAGACGAACAUGAAGCAUGCAGAAGAGGAUUUACUGGCCACUCUAGUCAAAUAUGGAGGGAUAAAUCAUGACCAGGCUGAGUUAAUAUGGUUAAACUGUAGGAUAGAGUUGAUCCAUGCCAAGGAAGUAGCAGAAAAUUAUGAAUUUAAUGCUCAAGUGGAUAAGUCUACAGGGAACACGGAAGCAGUUUCUCAUGGCAGGCCAUCUAUGAAACCACAAACGCAAGAAUUUGAAAAUAUCUUGCACCCAUUGGCUAAACAACCCCUUCUGGAUUGUUUAAGGAAGAAAAAUCUCAUGUUUCUUGUCCGCUGUGGCAAAAGUGUUCCAAGAACUUGGUACAACAGGUGUUUGGACUUCUUGUAUGCGAGACAUUGUGCUCCUAAACGACAAUAUGUAAUUCAUAGCUAUGAAGAAGAACAGUCUCAUGAAAUUCUUUCAGUGCAGCCUUUCAUUCCACGAAAACUUAGUGACACUGCUGUUGUCAAACGUUCUAAAGCAAGUUCGAACUCAACUUUAAGAGCAUCAUCAAAGAAUAAAACUGGCAAAAGAAAAAAAUCAAGUUCUGUCUCGGUUGCUGUGCCUGCUGCAGUGACAUUUGUUAUGGUUGCCUUGCUGUUUAUAUGUUGUGUUAAGAUAUGCAAGAGUGGAUCUGGAAAUGGGCAGACUGAUAAGAGGCCUCUUCUGAGCUUAAGCUUAAGUGACUAUUCUGGCGUCUCCUCACAGAAGUCGUUUUCUUCGGACAACUCAUUAAGUAACAAAAAAAGUUCAUUUGACAACAGCUUUCAUGAUAAAAUGGACUGUAAUCUUUUCAUGGAGUCACGUACACUCAAUAACUCUAGAAAGAAUAUCCCAGUGGGACCUGGUUCCUAUCCUGCCACCGUGAUGGAUAAUUUUGUUCUGGUAGAAUCUGGAAAGACAGGAAACACUGGACUGCCUCCCUUAAAGCCACCGCCUGGUAGGGUAGUUCUGCCAUCCCAUCCUGCUAUGACUGCUCCUGCAGCACCAACCCCUCCACCUCCCCCUCCACCUCCCCCUCCACCUAAAGCUGCACCUCCUCCUCCUCCAGUAAUUCCAUCGUCUAGUGGAGGGCGUCCACCACCACCCGGGCCACCUCCACCACCGGGUAUACGUUCAGGUGGCAAGAUUGGUCCUUGCCCCCCACCACCUCCAGGUGCUGGUGUUCCGCCUCCACGUGCCUCAGUCCCUGCCCCUCUAAUGGGCGUGAGGCCACCUCGGGCACCUCUUGGUCCAAGUUAUGAAGAUGAUGGUCCUAAAACUAAGCUGAAGCCUUUCUUCUGGGAUAAGGUUCUGGCCAAUCCUGAUAAUUCAAUGGUUUGGCAUCAGAUAAAAUCCGGAUCUUUCCAGUUCAACGAAGAGAUGAUAGAGACCUUAUUUGGUUAUGCUGCUCAAGAUAAAAAUAAGAAUGGAACAAAGAGAGACCCUUCAGAUGCUUCAAUUCAAUAUAUUCAAAUUAUUGAUCACAAGAAGGCACAAAACCUAUCAAUUCUCUUAAAAGCAUUAAAUGUGACCACAGAAGAAGUUUGCGACGCUCUUAAAGAAGGAAAUGAGCUUCCAGCAGAACUACUUCAAACUCUGCUGAAGAUGGCCCCAACUGCUGAUGAAGAGUUGAAGCUGAGGCUCUAUAAUGGUGACCCUUUACAACUUGGGUUUGCGGAGCGUUUUUUGAAAGUCUUAGUGGACAUUCCAUUUGCAUAUAAGAGGCUUGAAACAUUACAUUUUAUGUGCACUCUUCCGGAGGAUGCAUCAAUGGUUAAAGAGUCAUUUGCAACGUUAGAGGCUGCUUGCACAAAGCUACGGAAAAGCAGGCUGUUCCUCAAACUCCUGGAGGCUGUCCUAAAAACUGGCAAUCGCAUGAAUUCUGGAACAUACCGUGGUGGUGCACAAGCAUUCAAAUUGGACACACUUUUAAAACUAUCUGAUGUGAAAGGCAAAGAUGGGAAGACAACCCUUUUGCACUUUGUGGUUAGAGAGAUAAUCCGUUUGGAAGGUUUACGGGCUGCCCGUGCAUCCAGGGAGCUAAGGAGCAUGUCCAGCAUCAAGUCUGAUGAUCUCUUACUUGAAUCUCCACAAGAUUCAGAAGAGUAUAUUCUAAGCCUCGGUCUAGAGGUCGUGUCAGGUCUGGGUAGUGAGCUUGAGUAUGUCAAGAGAGCUGCUCUCAUAGAUGCGGAUAACUUAACGGGAACAGUUGCUAAGCUUGGCCAUGCAGUAUUGAAUGCCAAAAAAUUUCUAAGCUCAGAAAUGAAGAGUGUGGAUGAAGAGCAAGAUGGGUUCCUUGAGACACUAGAGAAUUUUAUGCAGAGUGCCGAGGGAGAAGUGAGAGAGUUACUUGAACAAGAGAAGCAUAUCAUGUCUCUAGUGAAGAGCACAGGCGAUUACUUCCAUGGAAAUGCAGGGAAGGAUGAAGGUUUGCGCUUAUUUGUCAUAGUUCGCGAUUUUUUGGUAAUACUUGACAAAGUGUGCAUAGAGGUGAGGGCUACACAUAUUAAAACAAAUAAUAAAUAUACAAAGCAUGUUGUUGCUCCUUCAGAACCCUACCCGUCUCCUGAUCUUCAUAAAAAACUUCAUUCCGCCGCAAUUAGUGAAAGGCAGUUGGUAGAUAGUUCAAGUUCUGAUGAUGAUGAAUGAUGUUUUUUGUCUUUUUUUACAUGAAGUGUUACCUUGAGAUAUGUUGACUUAGAUAGGAACCUGUCUUGAACAGAGGUUUGAGAUGGUGUAGUUAUCAAGUGCUAAUUCGUUGUAAAGCUGAUAGAUGGUAUAUUGGUAUGUAUAUUGUUGUAGCUUUGUCUAUUUUGAUCUAAUAACCACUUUUGUAAUCAUGGACCAGUUUUGGUUGUAGCUGUUUAACUCUCCUACUAGAUUGUUAUUGGAUUGGAUGACAUAGGUUGUGCAUUCUUCCAGCAA
Messenger RNA from Cuscuta epithymum, 3594 nucleotides. The record is from the annotation of a GenBank genome assembly. NCBI's taxonomy places the organism in Eukaryota, Viridiplantae, Streptophyta, Magnoliopsida, Solanales, Convolvulaceae.